Messenger RNA from Ochlerotatus camptorhynchus, 3895 nucleotides. It is a transcript of the gene Pde8, whose product is annotated as phosphodiesterase 8. Bases 1199 to 3619 code for a protein of 806 amino acids. Gene Ontology annotation, biological process: positive regulation of ERK1 and ERK2 cascade; signal transduction; regulation of DNA-templated transcription. Lineage: Eukaryota; Metazoa; Arthropoda; Insecta; Diptera; Culicidae. The record is from RefSeq and is a predicted model, not a curated record. The transcript is spliced from 15 exons. Gene Ontology annotation, molecular function: 3',5'-cyclic-nucleotide phosphodiesterase activity.
AAGUAACCAUAGGGCCCUCAUGUUGCUUCUACAGAGAAAGCAGACACUUCAGACAUGUAUUUCUUGGCAAACUUUGAAAGUUUCUGCUUCCUUACUUCCUCCGGAAACUUGUGCUGGGCGGUGAAGAACAGUAGCCUCGAAAGCUGCCGGAAGUCCACCUUGACGUAAGUCUUAGAGGCUUCGUCAGCUUCUGGGUGCACAGUUUCCGGGGACGUUACUUUCCCACCGUAUUUUGCCGUUCGUCACGAUUUGAAGCCUUGGCCACAUCCCUGCCCGAUGCAUUGGGAUUCCGCUUAAACGCUUUCACGACACGUUUGUGACCUUGAUCCAUUCUGACCGCAUUUCUCACUCCGUUCGAUGCUCAGAGUUUCGUAGUAAUGUUUAAUCACACUACUCACCGUUGACUGCACGAUUCCGAGUUGUUUUCCGAUGUCCCGAUGAGAGGGUUGAGGAUUUUCCAGGUGCUUGCGCAAAAUCAAAACGUGACUUUGCUUUUCGGGUGACGCCAUUUUUUCAACUUUCCAAAACCUGCAGCGAUAAAAAUACAGUUCAAACAAUACACACUAAACUACUUCUACCCAAAUUUUCAAGAGAAUAUACCCAAUGGGUAAUUUUCUACAGCGUUUUUCCGUGAUGCAAUUUGAUGUGGGACACCCUUUAGUUUUCCAAAAGUAAUCAGAAUAAUAGCGUUCAAAACAGUUGCCAGUAUGCAAUAUACGAAUUACUCCUUUACAAACACAAUGCAAGUAUAAGAUAUUGUACCGUUGUUUUCCUGUUACUAAAAUGGCUCAAAAGGCCGCGGCGAAUAAAAUCCUCAUUCACACAAAAUAGCUGCCCAGAGAAACUCAGUCGUAUCGAAGCCAAAGUUGUAAGGGCAUAGAAUUUCAAUUAAAUUCACUCCCCUUUCCAGUUAGAAGUCAAAUUAAAAAUCAAGUGCAGUGUUUUCAUCAUUUUCACCACUCAAAUCGAAAUCCGUAAAACAAUACAUUACGCUUACCAUUCCAUUUUCCAUUCCGAGCUUGCAAAGUUGUGAGGCGAAAAUUGUGUUUCCUCGGAAAUCAGAACACUUCCAGUGGAAAUUCAAGUGGCAGCAGCAGCAGCUGGGAGUGAUUGUGCAUCGUCGAUUCCGAACCGACUCGGGUGAAUGGAGUAGAUUCUGCUGCUUGUUGGCAUAGACUACGGGAGAACUGCUGCGAAAAUGGAUUAUAAUCGUGGUACAUCAAGCAAUUCGGGGAGAUACGGCCACCGACAAUCGUCACUAGCUUUAACGCCCGAGGAGGAACCACUCGACUCAUAUCCUAGAUUAAUAUCGGAUUUAAAAUUUCCCAACCUGUUGCCGCCCAACCCACCGAUAAAGAUUUUAAUAGCAUUUUGCAAAAAUGAUCCCGUGUUCGAAGCGUUGGUCACCGCCAGCCAUCGGCUCAACUUUGAACCCACCUUUGUCAAGUCGGCCGAUGCGGCGAUCGAAGCGUUCCAAAGUCCGGCCACCGGAGGGCAUCACAUCAUCGUAGUGGACGCACGGUAUCCACGCAUCAUCGAAGCAGACGUCCUGGGAAGGUCAAUCCGAAACUCGAAAGGUAGUCAACAUACUACAAUGGUAGCAGUAGUUAAGAAAAAUGUAUUCGAAAAGGAUGAUACGGCUGUGAUUUCGCUGCUGGAUGUUGGCUUUAACAGGUGCAUUAUCGAGUCACCGCAUGUGUCCAUCUGCUCGUCGGAGCUACGACAGAUACAGCACUCGCUGGUCCGGCCACAGAAUGUGAUAUCAACUCAACAGGCUCUGUAUACGGCAUUGCAUCGUUCACGGGAAGCAAUUAUCAUAACGGAUGACUCUUUGCGAGCACAGUACGCCAACCGGGCGAGCGAAAAGGUUUUGAACAUGAAAUUGGACGAAAUCGUGGGCAGAUCUCUCAGCGACCUGGUGACGGCCGAUAUUAGCAACAUUUUAUCUCACACCACUAGACAUAAGGACUACGAAGGUUUCAUCAGCACCCGGCGAAAAUCACAGGAAACCCUGCACAUCCACGUUCGAGCUGUACCUGUCUCAUGCAUUGGAAGAAGCCCCACACAUCUAGUUUUAAUAUUGGAACAAACGAGCGGCACCACCUUAUCAGCCCUUGCAAGCGAUGCCCUGCAGACCUUGCCGCAUGGUAAAGAGGUGGCCCGAGGUUCUCUGCACUCGAUCCGACGGGGCAGCUUCGAUGUGCGUUCGAUCGCUUCCGAUGGCCUGCGGCGUACCAGUUUGGCCAAACUUUCCCAACUUCCACUGGAGGCGCCCAUUACCAAGGUUCUGAGCUUAUUGGCUCAAGUUCAGGAGAACUGCUCCCAGGAAGAAUCCAGACUGCUGGAUCGGGUGCUGGAAUUCCUCAAACGGGAGGGCCUCUACAGUCCCCAGAUGAAGGAGAUUCGAACUGAGGACCCGGUGGCAACGGAUCUGAUAGGGGCUUUGCUCACGCAAGGACCCACCAACAUUCUCUCAUCGCGCCGAAGUUCGAAUGAUUCCAUAAUCCGGGGUGGCGGUCGGCCCUCAACCGGCAGUAUUGUGUUCACCAAAACCCGGGAAUCUACACAACUGUCCGAGCUUCUCAACUGUGCCCUGAGCUGGGACUUUGAAAUCUUCAAACUGGAGGAGCUCACGGAAAAUCGUCCAUUGGUGUGUUUGGGUCUGGAGCUGUUCCGGAGGUUCGAUGUGUACAAUACCUUCUGCUGUGACGAGGUGACGUUCAAACUGUGGUUAAUCGAGAUAGAGAAGAAAUAUCAUACGGAAAACACAUAUCACAACAGCACCCACGCGGCAGACGUAAUGCAGGCUACGGCUUGCUACCUGCAGCAGCUAUCGAAUCGCGAAAUCAAAGUGAUGGAUCGGAUGGACGAGGCCACCGCCCUGAUUGCCGCAGCUACCCAUGACAUUGACCAUCCCGGCCGUUCGUCGGCUUUCCUGUGCAACUCGGAUGACAGGCUCGCGCUGCUGUACAACGACACCUGUGUGCUGGAGUCACACCAUGCGGCAACUACCUUCCGGUUGACGUGGGCGGACGACAAAAUCAACAUCUUCAAACAUCUGGACCGCGAAUCGUACAAACUGGCCCGGUCGAUCAUCAUCGACAUGAUCCUGGCAACGGAGAUGACCCGCCACUUUGAACAUCUGGCCAAAUUCGUCAGCGUGUUCGGUACGGACGUCGAUGGCAAGGAGACAUCGCACGACAACGACGACAAUCAGAUUCUGAUCCGACGGAUGCUGAUCAAGUGUGCCGACGUGAGCAAUCCAACACGGCCGCUCAAGUUUUGCGUCGAGUGGGCCCGCCGAAUAGCGGAGGAGUACUUUACCCAGACGGACGAGGAGAAGCAUAGGAAUCUGCCGAUUGUGAUGCCCAUGUUCGACCGGACGACCUGCAGUAUAUCCAAGAGCCAGAUCGGUUUUAUCGAAUACAUCAUUCACGACAUGAUGGAUGCGUGGAAUAGUUUUAUCGAAAUGCCCGAAAUUGUUCGAUACAUGGAGCACAAUUACUCUAAGUGGAAACUGUUUGAGGACCAAGGCAUCAUCACGCUAAGUGACAUCAAGCGGAUGCAGCUCACACUCAACAGCGAGGCGACCGGUUCGUCUUCGGUGGAGGAACUGUAAUAAGAUCCCACACAUCUCCAUUUUGGCCACCCCCACUCCAGUUUUAAGGCACCUUUUUCGAGGAGGAGGAGGAGUAACAAGUACACAUACGUACACGUAGAUACAAAUAUACAUAUUUGGUAGGCAGUUUGGGAAACGGAUGCAUUCGUUUGUUGUACCACGUACGGUUGCGCGUUCGUCGUUUUAGUCUCAUUUUGUAUUAUAAAUAAUUGUUGAUCAGUGGAAGUUGUUUUAUUGUAGAAAAAUUAAAAGUUGUCUUAUGAUGGUACACUAAUA